AUGACCCGGCGACUAUGGCCUACGUGGCUACAAUAUGUGGCUGUGAUGAUGGCUCUUUCUGCCGCGACAUGUGGUAAUGGUGUCCAAAAUGCGACUGGGUGGCACGGAGGCACCAUCUCGUCUCGGGACAAUGGCCUGGCGCGAUCUCCGUGGCAAGCAGAGGCAGCAUUAUUCCAGUAUCCGACGUGCAUCGCGAAUGAUGCAGGGACACAAAAUGCGCAGUCAGAUCGUCAUCGAAGACAUCCGAAUUUAGCUCAGCCAGUGGUCAAGAAUGAGACCGGCGCCGUGACAGGCACGGGGUCUGCUGGCGUGACAGCAGAGACGCCAUCAUCUGCCGGCGGACCCGAGUCGGACUCCGAUGCAGAAACAGACUCCCUCCUCGACAGCUCGAGCUUCUUGUCCUUUGAGGAUUGGAAGAAGCAGAAUCUGGCGAAAGUCGGCCAGUCGGUCGACAAUGUUGGCGGUAGCAGACGCGCGACAGCCGUGGGCAAAGAAGGCCGGCGACAACCUGGCAUCAACAAUGCGCUAGACUCCUUGGGAGACGACGCGGAGAUUGAACUCGACUUUGUCGGAUUCGUUGCAGAGUCACCCGAGGCGAGUCCGACGGCGUGGGGAACACCUAUCCCAUCACAGUCAGCAGCACCGGCGAAGACUGAAGACAACGGAGAUGCUCUCACUCUGAGCCCACCGCAACCUGACAGAUCACGGCGCAAAGACGCAGGUACCACAUGUAAAGAGCGAUUUAAUUAUGCGUCAUUCGAUUGCGCGGCAACGGUGCUUAAGACCAAUCCCGAAUGCAAAGGGUCAUCGGCUGUGCUCGUGGAGAACAAGGAUAGUUAUAUGCUGAAUGAGUGUCGAGCAAACAACAAGUUCCUCAUUCUAGAACUUUGUGACGAUAUUCUCGUUGACACCGUCGUUCUUGCCAAUUACGAGUUCUUCAGCUCCAUCUUCCACACGUUCCGCGUGAGCGUCUCGGACCGGUACCCCGCGAAACCGGACCAGUGGAAAGAGCUCGGCGUGUUUGAAGCCAGGAAUACCCGUGAAGUGCAGGCAUUUGCCGUGGAAAAUUCUUUGAUUUGGGCUCGGUAUUUGCGUGUUGAGUUCCUGACCCACUACGGCCAUGAAUUCUACUGCCCUAUCAGUCUCAUCCGAGUUCAUGGUACCACGAUGAUGGAGGAAUACAAGCACGAUGAGAGUGUGAGCCGAGGUGAGACCGAAUUCGACGAAGAGGUUAGUGAAAUCACAGAUGGCACUGAGCCUGUUGAUGCCCUGCCGUUUGAGGCUCCCAUGGAGGAGUUUGUCGCUGUGAGCUCGAGGCAGGAAGCCAGUAAUCAACUAUGUCCGAAUCCUCUCGCGGAGGUUCUGCUGCACCUUUCGGCAAAUGCAACGUUCUGUCCAGUGACUGGAAUCUGCGCAAUUACAGAAGAGACAUCAGAUCGCAGUGCGUCCCAUGUAGAAUCGGAUCGUCACAUUGAGAAGGCCGUGAAUGCCAGUUCUACAGCCGUGCCGGGAGAAGGGCCUUCCACCCCAUCCUCAAGGCCACUGCCCCCUCCGAAAGCACCAAAAGUACCCGACGGCCAGCAGAGGUCUGGUGCACAGCACAAGUCUGCAAUGUCGCCACCUAAGGUUACCGUGGCCGCACCAGAUCAUUCUACCCAGGAUCCCAAGACCGAAAACACCGGGAAAGCGACGACCUACAUUAAAGAUGAGCAAACCAAUGGCGUCAGUUCCGAACAAGCACGCCCGAGUUCAACUCAACCGCCCCCAUCUAUUCCUACUACGCAAGAAUCGUUCUUCAAAUCGGUUCACAAGCGACUGCAAAUGCUCGAGUCAAACUCGACGCUUUCACUGCUGUACAUUGAAGAGCAAUCUCGCAUACUUCGUGACGCCUUCAGCAAAGUUGAAAAGCGCCAGCUUGCCAAGACUUCUACAUUUCUGGAAAAUCUCAAUAGUACAGUACUCAAUGAAUUGAAGGAGUUCCGUGAGCAAUAUGAUCAUGUCUGGAAGUCCGUCGCCUUUGAGUUCGAGCAUCAGCGUGUUCGGUAUCACCAAGAAGUCCAGUCACUAAGCGGACAACUCGGUGUUUUGGCCGACGAACUUGUCUUUCAGAAGCGAGUCAUCAUGAUUCAAAGCAUCAUGGUACUGUGUUGCUUUGCUGUUGUUCUUUUCUCUCGUGGAUCGGUCGGCAAUUACAUGGAAUUCCCCCGUGUCCAGCGCAUGGUCGCGCGAUCCUACAGCUUGCGAUCCACAUCGCCACCUUUCGAGACCCCGACUGCGAGCCCCAGUUCUCCCCGAGCGCCUUCCUCCUACCAGGAGCAUCCUGUGCAUCGAAGGACACUCUCGGACAGCUCUAUGUCGCCAGAAGGUUCCAACAGCCCCGACGUAACUUACAUUCCACCGACGCCUCCAUCGGAAGUCACUCCGGAAUUCGCGGAAGUAGACGACGAGAAGCGUCGGAAACCUCCUUCUCCGGAGCUGAUGUCCGUGCCUACUUUGGGAUCUCCUCAUUUCCGAUCUCAUAGCACUCCGCCCGUACUAAAUUCACGAGCUUCGCAAUCAAGUCUGCGCGCCGAGGAUGAAGACGAGGACGUGAUGUACACAAGCUCGAGGGCUUCUGAUGCAAAUGAAAGAGAGAAUUGA
Molecule: messenger RNA, 2640 nt
Organism: Penicillium diatomitis
Lineage: Eukaryota; Fungi; Ascomycota; Eurotiomycetes; Eurotiales; Aspergillaceae
Product: Sad1/UNC domain protein
Exons: 1
Coding region: 1-2640 (879 amino acids)
Biological process (GO): protein folding in endoplasmic reticulum
Cellular component (GO): cytoplasm; membrane
Source: RefSeq, a predicted model, not a curated record